CAUUAAAAAUAAACAAGUACCAAAGUGCGACGGUGCUUUUGUGAGAAAUAAUGUGAACCGAACUCAGCUGCUUUUUGUAUUGUUGCAGUGAUAUAUGAUAUUAUUUUCGAUAUACAAAAAUGGCUACCAUAUUUUCUGUUCUUAAGAUAACGCUAUUAAUAAUUUUCAUAGUUCUUUAUUUAAAAACAUAUGCUGAAGCUAAUCAGCAAAACAAAACAGUUGGAAAAAACCAUCAUGUUAGGAGAUCGAGUGUGGACGACAGCUUUUUCAAAAAUGAGAAAAAGGAAUCCUAUAAGUCUUACCAGCCAGCUGCUAUAAAGUACCACAAAACCUAUCCAAGGGCUGAUGAACGUACGGAUUACGACACAAAUUCUUACGAUAAUGAUUACGAUGCAGUUGUAUCUAAUUUCACGUCUUCCAUUUACGAUGAUAAUCCACCUCUGUAUCCUAAUCCUGAAGACUUUACUAAAAACCUAGCUUUUAAAGGCGAGAACAAAGAACAAAACGAAGUGGAAUUGCCCGAUGAUUCCCUAGCUGAUGCUGAUCUCAAAGAACACAAUAUAAUCGACAGCGUGACUUACCUGUACGGAUUUAAUAAUUGCCAUGGAUCAAAAAGCGGAUGGAUUAUUUUGAUUGUCAUAAACACAGCAAUAUCUUGUACUCUACUGGUCGUAGCUAUUUUGUGGCUGUUGAUUAGCGGAUAUGCGGCGAAAUUUCGACAAGAGAGUAAACUCUAUCCCAUUACAAUCAAUCUUUGUAGUUGUUUCAUUGCUUGCGCUCUUAUUUAUGUCAAAGCUAUUGGGGGUUCUUCUUCUCCUUAUGUUUGCGAGAAGAUAGCUUUGCUACUGCAUUAUACUUAUCUAACUUGUUCCACCUGGAUAGUGACGAUGGCGGCUGCUUUAACGGAAUAUUGUGCUUACGAUACAAUAAUACCACUAAAAUAUAACUAUCUGUUUGCGUAUGGAAUACCUGCAUUCAUUGUUAUGUUUAACUACGCAAUCUCAAUGGAACAAUACGAAAUCAAGCACUAUUGUUGGAUGUCGUUGGAAAAGGGUAUGGUAAUGGGGUUCAUGGUACCUGCCAUGCUACUGAUCAUUCUUAAUACCGGAAUAAUCUUACUCGGCCUAAGAUUGGUUCAUAGGAAACAAUCCGAAGCUAUCCAAGCUAGAUUACAAGAACUUUUGGGUCGUCAGGAAACAAACUAUCGUAGGACCGAUCACAUCAGCGAUAACAUUAGAAUGAAUGAAAACAAUGAGAUGAUAGACAAUCUUUAUGCUGCUGGAACCAGCAGGAAAAAUACUGAUAGUUCUGAAACUUUGGACAAGGAUUACAAUGCGAGCGACGACAAUUGCUAUAUUAACAUUGAUUUACCCAAUGAAGCGAAUGUUGAGGAAGGAACGGAACCGAACGUCCAAGAUAAAGAUGGUCAAUACCACAACGUGAAUGAUACAUAUAUAGACCCUAAUUGGAUGAGAUUCAACUGGAGCGCCGAAGGCAAUGAUCUCAAAACUUACCUGAACCUUUGCCUCGUACUGGAACCAUUCUUUGCCAUUAACUGGGUGAUGGGAGUGGCCGCUAUCGAAAACGCCGCGCACUGGACUACGCCGACAAUCUAUUUGGUUCUCUCACUGACUAUGUACGUGUACUUCGCUGUGACAAUCUGCUCGAACUUGCCAAUUUUGGCUGAAAAGACUCCCGCUCCCGUCGUCACCUCUACCGCUGUCAGCGACGUUGUCGGAUCACAGGAGCCCACUGUUAUUCCUACUAGGACCACAGACAGCAUUCCGUUACUGGACCCGGCGGUGCAACAGCCCAACGGAACUCCCGCCCCCGCGGAUACUAUUAGCACAAUUAGUAUUUAAAAAAUCGAUAUCGAUUUCGAUUAACUCUUACAGAAACCAAUUUGAGGUUUGUCAGCGAUGACAGUUGACUUCAAAAAUGGAGGGAAACUAUAUUUAAAUGUCAAAUAUGUUGACAUUUUAUUCACGAAUAAAGUUAAACUUUA
Molecule: messenger RNA, 2005 nt
Organism: Papilio polytes (common Mormon)
Lineage: Eukaryota; Metazoa; Arthropoda; Insecta; Lepidoptera; Papilionidae
Exons: 9
Coding region: 120-1862 (580 amino acids)
Biological process (GO): cell surface receptor signaling pathway; adenylate cyclase-activating G protein-coupled receptor signaling pathway
Cellular component (GO): membrane
Molecular function (GO): G protein-coupled receptor activity
Source: RefSeq, a predicted model, not a curated record